Molecule: messenger RNA, 2343 nt
Organism: Trichoderma reesei QM6a
Lineage: Eukaryota; Fungi; Ascomycota; Sordariomycetes; Hypocreales; Hypocreaceae
Exons: 4
Coding region: 1-2343 (780 amino acids)
Biological process (GO): regulation of DNA-templated transcription
Molecular function (GO): zinc ion binding; DNA-binding transcription factor activity, RNA polymerase II-specific
Source: RefSeq, a predicted model, not a curated record
AUGCGCGCCAGCGGCAAAGCGGCCGAGGUUCCCGACACGGCGUUAUGUAUUAUCACAUACCCUUACCACAGACAACGCUGUAGUCUCUUCUCGUACAACAAGGCAAGCCUCACGCUGAUCAAUGCUGAAACACUCAGCUGCAAUCCCCCAAUAGAACACGACGUGAUUCAAGCCUCUCGUGGACGAAUGCAGACAUUCCUCAUGCAAGUCGGCGGGGAAUUGCCCAAGCACUUCACAGUCUACUUCUUCGUCGUCUCUUCUCUUCUUUUACUUCUCUAUUGGCCCUUGGGAUUCGGUCUCCUAAUCGUGAGCGUGUGUUCUAUAGGCAAACGCCGCAAGAUCAGGUGCUCGUUCAAACCCGGCAACCCGGCGACUUGCGCGUGGUGCAUCUCCCACAACCUAGUCUGUGUCAGCCAGCGAUUCCGUGAUGAGGCGAGCGAUGCCUCGCGCAACCAAAGCAUGGAGGAGAGGAUGACGCGGAUGGAGGACUUGCUUGGACGGGUUCUUGAAAGGCUGGAGGCUGCAAACACGCGUUCUCCUCAUACUAUAGAGGAGGAAGCCCAUGGACGCCUAGAAACCGCCGAGACCGCCAUCGGGAUCGAUGUCGUCAACACGAAUUCUACCGUUUCGAACCCUUCUUCGACUUCUGCCGUGGUUUCCAUCUUCAAAAAUACAGCUUUCAUGUCCGAGAUCAGCGGACAGAAGGCCUCUGCAACACCUACUGCCACCACAGCAACAGAUAUCGACCAAUCCAUUGUCCACAGCAAUACGACCAUGUGGCCGAAACUGACGAGAGUCUCCCACCUUCUGCUAGAGAUGAUGCCGCCUCGUUGCACAAUAGAGCUUCUCGAUAGCCAAAGCUCGCCUUGGAUCUGCCAACUACUUCGCCCCCUUCCAUCACUCAAACACCUGAACAAGUUCUCGCUGCUAAAGAUGAUGCCGCUCGAAUCAUCAACUCCAAGCCACCCUACGUUCAUUGCGAGAGCUCUGAUGUGCAUCGUGAUAUGCUUGCAGCAGCUUCCCCAAAACAUCGACGCCUCGCAAUUUGAGUUACCAUCUCCUCGAACCGAAUACAUGCAGUCUCUUACUUCGUUGAUCAUCUCCCUGGUCACCUCUGACGACGAACUCGUCGCCACGCAGGAAGGCCUCGAGUGCCUAUUGCUACUCAACAUCUACUUUGUCAACUCGGGCAGACCACGACGAGCGUGGCUCAACAACCGCAGAGCAAUGGCAAUCGCGCAGUUGAUGGACUUGCACAGGAUACACGACAACGACGACCUUGAUGAAGACCGAAGCGACGCAGAGUCCAAAUUGGCCGACCUUUGGCCGCACAUCAACCAUCACGACCGCCAUCUCUCCCAGAUUCUAGGGUUCCCUUGCGGAGUAGGAAAUGCAUACGAGCCUUUUGCACCAGACAAUCUCAAGCUCAUGCAACACCUGGACGAAAAGAAACAAGAUGCCAUCUAUCUUGCACAUCUCGACCGCAUCGCCGCACUGUUGAUCGAAAGGGAACAGCGCGCUUCGACGGCAGGGACUGCCAUUACCCAAACCGUCGAUCAUGCGCUUGUGAAUCUUUCCACGUCAAUGCCCUCGUCGUGGUGGCACCCAUUCGACAGGCUCUCUGGCACGCAAGAGGAGGCAAUGGACAUGCUCUACGGCCGCUACAACAUCCAGCUAUGGCACCACCAGCUCGAAAUGUCCAACCAUCUACCAUUCAUGCUCGACGCAGACGAGGACACACGGAGCGAAUACAGCCGGAUCGCCUGUCUCAAGGCCGCUCGACAGCUCAUCAAGGUCUACCUCCCGCUACGCACAACCUUUGGCAUGUUCUCCUGCUGCAUGACCAACUUCCAAGCCUUCACCGCGGCCGUGAUUCUCAUCUUCAACAUGUUCCUCCGGACCCCUGCUGCCGAGCUCGAGGUGCUCUCGGGUCGAAGGGAGAGCGACUGGGAGCUCAUAGCGGAUGUCAUAGCCGCCCUUGAUGCCGCGGUCGAGCGGUUUGAGGACAGAGUCGCUCUGCAGGCGCGGGACGUGUUGACGCUGCUUCAGGCUAUUGAGAAGGACCCCAAGACGCUGCAGGGCGAAAAGUUUCACUUUACGAUUCCUUACUUUGGCAUCAUUUCCAUUGCGCGGAAGACGGGACAGGACGGCAACGACGGUCACGGCGAAGAGAACCAGCCGAUGGAUGGGGAGAGUGCAUCUGGUGGCCAGUCGGCUUCUGCUGGAGCCGAGGUGUAUCUUGAUUACUUGCCCACGUUCAUGACGACCAUUGACUUCAUGGGGCCCAGCACGGCGGCGGACGUCGACGAGCUGAUGCAGCAGUGGCUUGUUGAGGACAUGUGA